CUUUUAUUCAUUUGAAACAAACAUGUGUUACGAUCGUUUGCAGUAUUGGUAGUAUGUCGCACAGUCUAUUUUCGUCAAAGGGUAUAACAUAAAAACGGACUUCAACCAAUGGAUUCUGAUAUUGGAUCUAUUCCUUUUUUGAUGAAAACACCAUCGUAUCAUAUUGAUGCAGUUUACAGCUGCUCUGCGAAUUCUUAAUUUUUUUCAUUAUUAACUUUGACAAGAUGUAAAUUUGAAUUCAUGUUCUUUUUAUCCCUAGCCGGAAAAUGGCGCCGACUCUAGCCUAUAUAAACGGCAGCGUCGCUACGCCUCGCUUACUGUGGACUCUUUCAUUUUGGUCAGCCUUCCGUUUGAGCACGGCAGAAACUCGAUUCAAACUCGACUGCGUGAGGAAAAGACGUUUGUUGCGCUGUAAAUAGUUGGCUGCAAUUUCAGUUGUCUUAAGAAAGUUUUGAAUUCAUCAUGUCUGGACGCGGGAAAGUCGGCAAGAAAAGUAAGGCUGUGUCGCGAAGCUCAAGGGCAGGUCUUCAGUUUCCCGUCGCUCGUAUUCACAGGUUUCUCAGGAAAGGUAAAUACGCACAACGCAUCGGCUCCGGUGCAGCGGUGUACAUGGCCGCCAUCUUGGAGUAUCUGACGGCUGAGAUCCUGGAGUUGGCUGGCAACGCAGCACGGGACAAUAAGAAGGCUCGCAUCAUCCCUCGCCAUGUCCAAUUGGCUAUCCGUAACGACGAGGAGUUGAACAAGCUGCUUAGCCACGUGACCAUUGCCCAGGGUGGUGUGAUGCCCAAUAUCCAGGCCGUACUGCUUCCCAAGAAGACCGGCAAGAACAAAGGCCCACCCAGUCAGAGCGUAGAAUUCUGAGAGGAAAAUCUUCAGCACCAGACUAAAAUCUAGAACUCAAUCAAUGAACUUUUAAGGGUCUUGAAAUCAAAUUGCAUUUCGGAUGUUUUCGAGCUUCAAAGUCAUUUUCGACGUAUUUCCAUGCGCGAUUAAUGAAAAACUCGGGUUCAUUUUGAACCACAAAUCUGGAAUUAGCUGCACCUAUUUUAGACAACACAUAAAUGAAGAAGAAAAAUCGAGAAAAUUGAAAGAAAAACGUCUACUAUAUCUGCUUUUUACCACGAAAUCAUGUCCACAGCCUUAUUUAAUUCCACAAAACGGCAUUACCAUUUUGAAAACCAUUUGUAAUUGUAUUUAAUGUUCAUCUUUAUUUAAGACAGUUUUAUCAGUAUAUAUAAGUGUUAAAUGCCUUCCCCGAUGUUGAAUGUAAAUUUUUAAUGUGCAAAUAAAUUAAUUGUAAAUUA
Patiria miniata (bat star) is the source of this 1304-nucleotide messenger RNA. RefSeq names its product histone H2A-like. The record is from RefSeq and is a predicted model, not a curated record. Gene Ontology annotation, molecular function: structural constituent of chromatin; DNA binding; protein heterodimerization activity. NCBI's taxonomy places the organism in Eukaryota, Metazoa, Echinodermata, Asteroidea, Valvatida, Asterinidae. Gene Ontology annotation, cellular component: nucleosome. The coding region runs from base 463 to 861 and encodes 132 amino acids. The transcript has 3 exons.